CCAUGGAAGGUAGAAAGGGCCGAGCGGUAAUUUAACCUGGAGUCCCACCAAAUAUAUGCGAAGCUAGGGUUUAGUUUUCCAUUCUCUUCUCCACUCUCUCAAAGGCCGAAAAACCUAGUUUCACAGUCAGCGGCGCCAAGAGAAACAAACUGUUCAAGAAGAUACCAUGGUGAGAAUCAGUGUUCUUAAUGAUGCCUUAAAGAGCAUGUACAAUGCCGAGAAAAGGGGCAAAAGACAGGUCAUGAUCAGACCCUCAUCGAAAGUGAUCAUCAAGUUUUUGCUGGUUAUGCAGAAGCACGGAUACAUUGGUGAAUUUGAAUAUGUUGAUGACCACCGUUCUGGGAAAAUUGUGGUGGAGCUCAACGGAAGAUUGAACAAGUGUGGUGUUAUUAGUCCACGAUUCGAUAUUGGUGUCAAGGAGAUUGAAGGCUGGACAGCUAGGUUGCUUCCAUCUAGACAGUUUGGCUACAUUGUUUUGACUACCUCUGCCGGAAUCAUGGAUCACGAAGAGGCACGUAGAAAAAAUGUUGGUGGCAAGGUUCUUGGAUUCUUUUACUAGUUCCAAGUUACUUCAAGAUUGAGUGUGGGAUUGUUUUUUUUGUCAGCGUUUUGGUGAAAUUCUGGAUAAUACUCAGUUGUAGGUCUAUGUUUGUUUCCAUUUAUCCAAUGUUUUGAGUAGAACUAUGUGUUUUUUUUUAUAAGAGGGGAAUUUUUGUUUUUGGAGUUAUGACCCUUUCGUUUCUGGCCUAUAAAGCACCUUUCAUAUC
Messenger RNA from Humulus lupulus (European hop), 767 nucleotides. Its product is annotated as small ribosomal subunit protein uS8z/uS8w-like. The transcript has 4 exons. Gene Ontology annotation, molecular function: structural constituent of ribosome. Bases 167 to 559 code for a protein of 130 amino acids. Gene Ontology annotation, cellular component: ribosome; cytosolic small ribosomal subunit. The record is from RefSeq and is a predicted model, not a curated record. NCBI's taxonomy places the organism in Eukaryota, Viridiplantae, Streptophyta, Magnoliopsida, Rosales, Cannabaceae. Gene Ontology annotation, biological process: translation.